Molecule: messenger RNA, 1158 nt
Organism: Adineta steineri
Lineage: Eukaryota; Metazoa; Rotifera; Eurotatoria; Adinetida; Adinetidae
Source: the annotation of a GenBank genome assembly
AUGGCUGUAAAUUCUUACACAACGUUUUCCUGGAGCAUUUUUGAUUACGAAACAGAAUCGACUUGUUCUCCCGCCGAUGAAUAUUAUCUUGAUCAACUAUUCUUUGGAGUUGAAUCGCAUGAUUUAUCGGCUAUCAAGUUUUUUUCCAAUGAACAUUUACGACAUCUAUGUCGUAUUCGUCGAUUUUUCGAUUCAGAAUGGGCAGCACCGGCGAAAGAACAACAAACUGCCUAUCAACGUGCUUGUUUACUUGGCUACACAGACAUUGUACAAUAUAUGUUGGAAGCAGGCGUUCGAGUUGAUCAAUUAUUCUCAUCUGCUAAUACUUUGAAUGUUGAAAGAGAUGCAUUUAUGUUUGCUUGCCAUUCGGGUUCAUUGGCCACCGUUCACUUGCUGUUGCAAGCCCUAUCACAUGAUUAUAUUGAACAUUACAAAUCGAGAAACAGACGUGCUCUAUGCUCCACUUCUUUUGCAAGACAACACUUAAUUCCAGCCAGAAGUGAAAUUGAAGCACCAUUUUCUGAUGAAAAUGGUCUCGAAGCUGUCUUUCCUAUUCAUUUUGCUAUUGCUCGAAAUGAUUUGCAGUUGACACGUCAACUCGUUACAGGAGCGAAUGGAGAACUAGAAACAAUCAACGAUUGGGAACCUCUUCGACAUGGAGGCUUUACUCCUUUGCAAAUUGCUUGUUUGUUCAGUCGGUCUCUAGAUAUGAUCAAAUUAUUACUUUUUUUCAGUAGAGUCACUGUUAAUCCUAUACUUCUAACCAGCAACCAAGGGACAUUUGCUGAUCAAAUGACAACGGUUCGAGAAGUGAUUGAAUAUAUUCGACCAGAACGUGUGACUAUUUUGAAUGCACAAGAACAGGAACGUUUGAAGGACUUGGAGGAAAUGCAGUCAGGAAAACCUUAUCAAAUUACAAUUAAACCACUCUCUGGUCAGACACUCACACUCACUGUCAAUGGGAAUACAACGGCCGAGGAACUCGGAGCACAGAUUGAAAGCCAAUGGAAUCUUCCGUCGGAUAGACAAAAACUACUUUUCUCUGGUCGAUCGGUACACACCGCGGCUUAUUCGGGUUUUGAUACAUCAUUAACUCUUACUCACUACAACAUCAAGAAGGAUUCAAUUCUAAAUAUUAUAUGGCGUAAUCCGAAAUAA